GAGCAGAAGCAGGUAAGUUUGCCAACCAAAUCAGGCGGAGCAUUCAAUCUCACACUCCUCGUUUCUAUCGACCCUUACCCCUUUUAAACCUUAAUAAAACCCAAUUCUUCCCUCUUCUUCUCUACUCUCUCUCUCUCUCUCCUCUCCUUGAGAUCUGGGUUUUAGGCUAUUUGGAUUUCAACAAUGGAGGCCACAUUGCCAGUGUGCAAAUCUGUUGUUACUUCAACAACUCCUGGCUUAUUCAUGGGGAGAACUGGAGGAAUUGGGAGUUCCCAAUGUAGCUUUAUGGUCGGAAGUAGGAUAAAUUUUCCAAGACAAAGAGUUCGAGCUGCCCAAGUUAGCCGUAAAGCUAAAAAAAAUGGUGCAGGUGCUCUUGGGGCAACAUGCCGUGCUGAUAAAAUUUUGAUUGCAAAUAGAGGAGAAAUUGCUGUUCGUGUUAUCCGAACUGCACACGAGAUGGGUAUACCUUGUGUUGCUGUUUACUCAACCAUAGACAAGGAUGCACUUCAUGUGAAAUUGGCUGAUGAAUCAGUUUGCAUAGGUGAAGCACCAAGCAGUCAGUCGUACUUGUUGAUUCCAAAUGUUUUAUCGGCUGCUAUAAGCCGUGGAUGUACAAUGUUGCACCCUGGUUAUGGUUUCCUUGCUGAGAAUGCAGUAUUUGUUGAAAUGUGUAGAGAACAUGGGAUCAACUUUAUUGGGCCUAAUCCUGACAGUAUCCGAGUCAUGGGUGACAAAUCAACUGCCAGAGAAACAAUGAAGAAUGCAGGUGUUCCAACGGUACCAGGGAGUCAGGGGUUGCUACAGAGUACAGAGGAAGCAGUGAAGCUUGCUAAUGAGAUUGGAUAUCCUGUGAUGAUCAAGGCAACAGCAGGUGGUGGAGGACGUGGAAUGCGCCUUGCUAAAGAACCUGAUGAGUUUGUGAAGUUGUUACAGCAAGCUAAGAGCGAGGCAGCUGCAGCAUUUGGAAAUGAUGGAGUUUAUUUGGAGAAGUACAUUCAAAAUCCACGGCAUAUUGAGUUCCAGGUUCUGGCUGAUAAAUAUGGAAAUGUUGUCCACUUUGGUGAGCGUGACUGCAGCAUCCAGAGACGUAAUCAAAAGCUGCUCGAAGAGGCCCCUUCUCCUGCAUUGACCGCUGAGUUGCGGAAAGCUAUGGGUGAUGCUGCUGUUGCAGCAGCAGCAUCUAUAGGGUAUAUUGGUGUUGGAACAGUUGAGUUCCUUUUGGAUGAAAGAGGUUCCUUCUACUUCAUGGAAAUGAACACUCGAAUCCAGGUUGAACAUCCAGUAACUGAAAUGAUUUCCUCUGUUGAUUUGAUUGAGGAACAAAUUCGUGUAGCCAUGGGAGAAAAGCUCCGUUAUACACAGGAAAAUAUUGUGCUCAGAGGACAUUCAAUUGAAUGCCGUAUCAAUGCGGAAGAUGCUUUUAAGGGAUUCCGACCUGGGCCAGGAAGAAUAACAGCAUAUUUGCCAUCUGGAGGCCCGUUUGUCAGAAUGGAUAGCCAUGUUUAUCCUGAUUAUGUGGUUCCUCCAAGCUAUGAUUCCCUACUGGGAAAGCUUAUCGUGUGGGCCCCAACUAGAGAAAAGGCAAUUGAACGCAUGAAAAGAGCACUGGAGGACACUAUUAUUACAGGUGUCCCUACAACCAUCGAUUACCAUAAACUUAUCCUUGACAUUGAGGACUUUAGAAAUGGCAAGGUUGACACUGCUUUCAUUCCUAAGCAUGAGCAGGAACUAGCAGCGCCGCAGAAUAUUGUACCGGUGAAGGAAUUGGCCAAUGCAACUGCAUAGAUAUAUUUAUUUCAGAAGCAUUUGGAAGGCCAAGUUUGAGGGAAAAGGGCACUAAAGGCUUCAUCAGUGAGCAUUUGAAAGAAUUGAAUGUGAGAAAUCUUGAUGAAAUUUUUGAUGUUGUAUGUGUUCCCUUAAUUAAAUUAAUUGACAAAAUCCUUAUCAUGAACACAACACAAGUCAUAGAGUUUGAUACUGAACUUGGAUGGAAUAUGUUGUCUGUUGGGAGCUUAGAACUUGCGUUACAAUCUAAUUUUACUGAUAA
This is a messenger RNA of Manihot esculenta (cassava), 2047 nucleotides long. RefSeq names its product biotin carboxylase 1, chloroplastic. The coding region runs from base 184 to 1785 and encodes 533 amino acids. The transcript is spliced from 16 exons. Gene Ontology annotation, molecular function: ligase activity; ATP binding; metal ion binding. Lineage: Eukaryota; Viridiplantae; Streptophyta; Magnoliopsida; Malpighiales; Euphorbiaceae. The record is from RefSeq and is a predicted model, not a curated record.